Messenger RNA from Klebsormidium nitens, 1843 nucleotides. The record is from the annotation of a GenBank genome assembly. Lineage: Eukaryota; Viridiplantae; Streptophyta; Klebsormidiophyceae; Klebsormidiales; Klebsormidiaceae.
CAAGUGCAAACCUCCAUCUGCCAGCACCUUAGUGGCUUCAGCUGGAGCUGGCAGCACUUUGUGGGAGUUUUGGAUUUUCAUGGCGCGAUUUUAAUUACUGAUCAGCAUCACGGCAUCCACUCAAGGAUGGACCCAGCAGGACUCGGGCGGCUGUGGAGGCCCGCAGCCCAAAGGCGAGUGCGGACGGCGUUUUCGUCCAUCGCCAGCGCUCGCGCUGAUUGGGCCAAGGCCUCUUCUCGGGGGCUUGCAGCGGCCACAGCUCUAGUGAAUGCUCACAUCACAAAAGGGUUCAUCGGUGGCAUGGAUAUUGGCAUUCUGGCUGACCUGAAGGGCAUCAAGGACUCAGCAAAGAUGAAAUUGAGGCAGCGACAGGAGAAACAUCUCGCGAAUGUUGUGGAAGCUUAUGAGGAGCUGGUCAGAACGCUGUCACAGAUGGAGGAAGCUGCGAGCUCGAUGCGCACCUACUUGGUAGCUCCUAAUGGGAGUCCAAUUGUGCGGGUGGCAAAUGCGGAAGAGAGCAAGCUGGCGGAAGCUGCAGGGGACAACGGGUUAGGCCAAGGGGUUCCGGUUUACGCCUGCUUAUCGCUAAAAACUCUAGAAUCGCUGGCAAUGGAGAUGGUGGAGUUCUAUAAGCAGGAGCUGCACGUUAAGUUCUUGUUGACGUCGGAAUUCCAGGCCCUGGUUCAUGGAACCCCGGAAUCGUCCAGCGAUGAAGACUCCGCCGGCGUAGCUCGAGCAAGUGGACGAGCCGUCUCGGAGACUACGCUCCAGGUGUACCUAACGGCAUGGCUUGGGGAGGCCCUGCUCGACAAAUCAAGGCUGGACGAGAUCGUCGGCAUCAUGUCUGAGGAGAUGCAGGCGGCCUAACUAGCGGCGGCGCAGAAUCGUCACUGCAGAUGCCGGCUGGAGUUGCUUCUACCUAUGCACUCACGGGAAUAAGCGGCGCCUUUCACUUGGUCUGCCGAUCCUUAUCCCGCCGCAUGCUGCCCUUGCCUCCGCCGCGACCAGGGAACCGCAGCCGAAGCCUCGCUUGGGAUUAGAGUUCAGGGAUUGGACUCCCCGUUGCACUUGAUGCUGAGCGGCAAAGGAGCGCGCGCCCAUGCACUCCUAGAUUGAACGCGGUCAGAAUCUCCUUCAGCUGGGCCUGCUUGCCGGGCGCCUUGACCUGUUCACUGGAGAUGGAAUGGAGCUCUAAAGUCUCAAAUAGCUUCUGAAACAAGUCACUGACGAGAUUCUUCAUGUAGGAGAUGUCCACCUUCAAAUCUGCAAAGAGCUGCUACAUAUAGCUGCUAGCGAAGGUGUGUGUCCUUCGCCAUCCUUAUGGAGGCACACAAGCAGCCCUGGCCUAGCCCCGGCACACGUUGGAACGUGGCCGGAGUAGUGGGGCCAGUCAAACCUUGGUCGGGAUUUAAUCUUCACAGUCGGUUCAAAUUUUGGUACAAGACAGAACAUUGAAUCGGAUAGCGUGUGGUCAGCAGCCGGUGUAAUGGGUCUUGCGGGGGGGUCCGACCCUCUGGAAAGAAUGGCUUUCAGGAGCUCGGGGUUCGCCUCCCAAGACCCACCUUGAUGACCGUAAGAGAAUAGGGAAGGCUAAAAAGUGCCCGGUACAAGUACCGGGUAGCAGCAACUUUUCGCGCGUCCUUGCACCGUAAAUUGAUUGCAAAAGUCCGGACUUGAACUCAUACAAUUCGAGCUCCUAGUCACUUUAGACUAAUGUAGCACACGAUGAUUCGGUAGAGUAGCUAGGCGUUCAGAACUCAAACAUUCAAGUUGAUUCGCAUGUAUGCUAUGGAAGCCUAUGGCCCAUGUGGCUACGGCGUUUUGAAAAGAGAACAUCACCGAC